Dermacentor silvarum is the source of this 1244-nucleotide messenger RNA. RefSeq lists its product as uncharacterized. The transcript has a single exon. Bases 48 to 1244 code for a protein of 398 amino acids. The record is from RefSeq and is a predicted model, not a curated record. Lineage: Eukaryota; Metazoa; Arthropoda; Arachnida; Ixodida; Ixodidae.
UCCGCAAUCUUUAGUGGACGCAAUACAACAAAUGUUUUUUUUUUUUCAUGUCAGCUCGGCCUAAGCGAAGAAGACCUCCUGCGAGGCGGCCUGCCACAUGUGUAGUUGCUGGUACGGAAAACAGCCCUUCCUCAAGUAUUGCUCAAGAAGUUGACCUUGACGACACCGCAGAAGUCAGUCGAGAUAGUAUCUCCUCUUUGGAAGAAACUGCAGUUGAGCGUGAAUGCACUGAAGACAUCUCGCUUUCGGCAUGUGAGCUACGAAAGGCUCUGCAAGACAUGAAAAAGAAAAUCAAUGAAUUGCAUGAAAGCUUGUUGUCAGUGAAAAAGAAGUUGAAGACAACUACCAGAAAGACAAAGCGGCUGGAAAAAAGCCUUGCUACGCUGACCAAAAACCUAAAGUUUUUGAACGAGGAUCAGAAGGCUGCCUUGGAAACAAAAAGCCGAAAAGGCAGCACAUGGAGUGCAGAAACUAUAAAGAAAGCGUUGCAGCUCAAGUUUACCUGCGGCUCUGCUGGAUAUGACUUGCUCUUAGAACAAGGCAACCUUCUUCCGUCACGCAGAACGCUUUGCAGACGAUUACAGCACCUGUCAUUUAAGCCCGGUGUCUUAACUGAGAUCAUAAUCAUGAUGAAAGUAAAAGUGGCUGCGAUGUCUGACAUCGAAAAAGAUUGCGUUUUAUUCCUGGACGAAAUGGAGAUUCGUAAGGGCGUCGAACUAGACAGAAGUGGUGAUGGCUUUCUUGGCAAGACGACGCUCCCUGAAACUGACCAAGCAGCAAACCACGUACUGGUCUUUAUGGUUGGUGGCCUAAACAAGCGCUGGAAGCAGGUAAUCGCUUAUCACUUCACGGGCGCUUUUGUGAAUGGAGAGAAGUUAAGAGACUUUAUUUUCCAUUUAAUUAGGCUUUGUGCAGAUAUUUCAUUGCGCGUGCUUUGCGUGACAUGCGGCAUGGGGAGUUCCAACCGUGCAAUGUGGCGAAGCCUAAACCUGUCAAGUUCCCGCUAUUCUGUCACUACGUGCACUGUUCCCAAUCCAUGUGACAAUGCUAUGUCGCUGUUCUUUAUGCCAGAUCCUUCACACGUUCUAAAAAAUGUCAGAGGGCACCUCGUACGGAAAGAUCCGAUGCAAGUCAGUGACGAAAUAGUGGCCAAGUACAACUUACCAAGCAGAGAUGUGUCGAUUGAGUACGUUGAAGCAGUGCUAAAGUUAGACACGGAGCAGUUAAAAUGGCUCCCAAUCUAA